AAUGGCAACCGAUAUGAUGAUUCUCCUAAUUGUUGCUUGUACACUUGUUUUAUCCACAAAUGCAAUUAGGAGCCUUGAUUCCAUGAAAUCUCAAUCAGAUGAACAUAUGAAGUUUAUACGCCAUCCAAUUUUACCACCAUUUUUUGGUGGCCACGGGCUUGGUAGGCCCGCAUUUGGUGUAGGGCCGGUUAUUGGAUUCGGUCCUUUUGGAGGAAUUGUGGGGGGAGCUAGUCCAAACAACGGUGCUGGAUUGGGUUUCGGAACUGGAACUGGAACUGGAACUGAAACAGGAAGUGGAACUGAAAUUGGAAGUGGAUCAGGUUUUGGGUCCAGCAAUGGAGGAGGAGGUUUUGGGUCAGGAAAUGUCGGAGGAGGUUUUGGUUUUAACGGUGAUAGUAAUGGAGGUGCUAGUCCUAUUGGUGAUGGUUCAUUUGCUAGUGGUCAAGCUAAAGCAUCACUUGGAAAUCAAAAACCUUGAACAACUCGUCAUCACGAUAUGAUAUGAUAUGAUAUGAUAUAUUACUAUUAUUUACUAGAUUUCACACAAAUAAGACUAACUUCGCAUAUUGCGCUAGUUACUAACUAAUUAGGAGAAUUACUCAUCUUUCUUUCAAAUACUUAUAUGUUAUGGUUUGAUUUUGCAUAUUU
Solanum stenotomum is the source of this 648-nucleotide messenger RNA. RefSeq names its product glycine-rich protein 23-like. The transcript has 2 exons. Lineage: Eukaryota; Viridiplantae; Streptophyta; Magnoliopsida; Solanales; Solanaceae. The coding region runs from base 2 to 478 and encodes 158 amino acids. The record is from RefSeq and is a predicted model, not a curated record.